Molecule: messenger RNA, 1308 nt
Organism: Aureobasidium subglaciale EXF-2481
Lineage: Eukaryota; Fungi; Ascomycota; Dothideomycetes; Dothideales; Saccotheciaceae
Exons: 4
Coding region: 1-1308 (435 amino acids)
Biological process (GO): proteolysis
Molecular function (GO): aspartic-type endopeptidase activity
Source: RefSeq, a predicted model, not a curated record
AUGGCAUCGAACAUCAAGCACAACCUGUCUCGCGUGAAGCUCAUCCACAACCCAAACUAUCAACGCUCUGGUCUGAAGUCCUAUGUCUACCUUCUCAGAAAGUACAGCUUCGCCCCUACCCUCGAUGGACCUUACUUCGUCAACAACAUCGUCGAGCAGAUGGGAAAGCCGCUUCUGGCCGGCAAGUUCGCCUCUCACAUCGGCGGCCGUGCUCGUGUCAAGCAGCACAUCUUGAUGAAGAAGGAUCCCAGCAGUGGACACGAAGGCCAAGUCUCUGCCGAGGACCAGCAGAACGACUCCGAGUAUCUUUGUCAAGUUCAGAUUGGCACUCCCGCCCAGACACUGACUCUUGACUUUGACACUGGCUCAUCUGAUCUUUGGGUGUGGUCUACCAAUCUUGGUCAGGAUAUCCAGACACAGGGCAAACAAGCUGGCCACACCAUCUUCGAUCCGUCUAAGAGCAGCACCUGGAAGGAGUCCUCUGGCAGCAGCUGGCAGAUUUCGUACGGAGACCAGUCUUCAGCAAGCGGCACUGUUGGUACCGACGUCGUCACUGUCGGCGGUCUUUCCAUCCAAAACCAGGCUGUUGAGGUCGCCAAUCAGAUCUCUGAUCAGUUCGUCCAGAGCACUGGCGAUGGUCUCUUUGGGCUUGCCUGGGGAUCUAUCAACACAGUGCAGCCUACGCCUGUCGAUACUCCAGUUGAGAACAUGAUCAAGCAGGAAGACAUCCCCAAGGAUUCUGAGCUGUUCACUGCCUACUUGUCUUCGCACAAGGGUAGCGACGACAGUUUCUACACGUUUGGCUACAUUGAUACUUCGGUCACAGGCGGUCAGACCAUCAACUACACUCCAGUAGAUAACUCUCAAGGCUUCUGGACGGUUCCAUCUACUUCAGCUCACGUCAACGGCAAGCAGAUUAGCCGCCACAACAACACUGCCAUCAUGGACACAGGAACUACUCUGUGCCUGGUUGAUGACUCUUUCGUCAAAGCCGUCUACGCAGCCAUUCCUGGAGGCAAGUAUGACUCAAGACAACAAGGCUGGGUCUUUCCUACCAAUACUGCCGCCUCUAAGCUUCCUAUCGUCACUCUCGCCAUCGGCGAUCAUCAAUACACCAUCAACAAGGAAGAUCUUGGUUUCGCCGACGCUGGAAAUGGUAUGACCUACGGAGGUAUCCAGAGCAGGGGCUCUAUGUCCUUCGAUAUCUACGGCGACGUGGUCCUUAAAUCGAUCUACGCCAUUUUCGAUCAAGGAAACCAGAGAUUUGGCGCUGUUCAGCGCCCUGACUCGUCCACUCAAAGCUCUUGA